This is a messenger RNA of Ooceraea biroi (clonal raider ant), 1030 nucleotides long. It is a transcript of the gene Vps29, whose product is annotated as vacuolar protein sorting 29. NCBI's taxonomy places the organism in Eukaryota, Metazoa, Arthropoda, Insecta, Hymenoptera, Formicidae. Gene Ontology annotation, biological process: retrograde transport, endosome to Golgi. The record is from RefSeq and is a predicted model, not a curated record. Gene Ontology annotation, cellular component: retromer complex.
UAUUUAAUUAUUAAAUUCAGAUUUUGAGUUGAAAUUGAAUUUAAAUAAAGGAAGUGCAUGUCGAUUGAUUCGAAGCGAGUUUCGAUAUCGAGUCUCGAUCGCGUACCGCUACUGUCAUGUACACUUCCGGUAUUGUGUUUGACGUUUCUGUCCUGUCUGUGCUUUAUUAUAAUAAUUAUUGAUACUGAGAGAUUACAAACAUCCGAUAUACCAGCGUAAGGAUUUAAUUAAGGGAAUCAUGCUUGUCUUGGUGCUGGGUGACUUACACAUUCCACACAGAUGUAGCAGCCUUCCGAGUAAAUUCAAGAAGCUGUUGGUGCCAGGUAGAAUACAACAUAUUUUGUGUACAGGAAACCUUUGUACAAAGGAAUCCUACGACUAUCUCAAAACGCUAGCUAGCGAUGUGCACGUAGUCAGAGGAGAUUUCGACGAGAACUUGAAUUAUCCAGAACAGAAAGUGGUCACUGUGGGCCAGUUCAGAAUAGGACUUUCCCAUGGGCACCAGGUAGUACCAUGGGGUGAUCCUGAAUCCUUAGCAUUGAUACAGAGGCAGUUGGAUGUCGACAUUCUCAUAUCCGGACACACGCAUAAGUUCGAAGCGUAUGAGCACGAAAAUAAGUUCUACAUCAAUCCUGGAUCAGCUACUGGAGCUUACAAUCCCUUGGACACAUCUGUUAUACCAUCGUUCGUGCUGAUGGAUAUUCAAAGCUCAACAGUGGUCACUUACGUGUAUCAAUUGGUCGGUGACGAAGUCAAAGUCGAAAGAAUCGAGUACAAGAAGAGUUAGAGCUGGAGUCCCUCAUGAUAUGGACGUCUAUCUAUGGAUCAUGCACGUAAAUCAACACAAGUGCAACCGCGUGUUUACGAACAUUUAAUAUCUAGACGGCAAUCCGCAUUGGAUCAAUUUAUGAAUUAGCAUUUAAACAUAAAAUGCAUAUAAUUAUUGCGUUGUAAAUAAAAUGAUAUUCGUAUCGUGUAUCAAGUAAGUUCUCUCACGAAUGUAAAAAUGAGUUAAUAGAAAUAAUAAUGU